AGAGAAAACAGAAAACUUUUCUUUCCUAACAAGAAAGGGAGUAGCUUGGCUAUCUCCUUAUAAAUAUCCCAACCCCGCAUUUCAGAUCCCCAUACCAUUCUCUAUUUUUGUUCGUCUUCUUCGACCUCUUUGCUCUGCACCCAACUCUCUCUUCGUCUUCUUCAAAUCGGCUCUGCUUACCAAUAUGUCAAACCAAGCUGAAUCAUCCGACUCUAAGGGAACGAAGAGGGACUUCAACACGGCGAUUCUCGAGCGGAAGAAAGCGCCCAAUCGCCUAGUUGUGGAUGAGGCUGUCAACGAUGACAACUCCGUCGUCGCGCUCCAUCCGGAUACCAUGGAGAAGCUUCAGCUCUUUCGCGGCGAUACGAUCUUGAUUAAGGGCAAGAAAAGGAGAGACACAGUCUGUAUUGCCCUUGCUGAUGAUACCUGUGAUGAACCAAAGAUCAGGAUGAACAAGGUCGUAAGGAACAACUUAAGGGUUAGGCUUGGAGAUGUUGUCUCCGUGCACCAGUGUGCUGAUGUUAAAUAUGGAAAGCGUGUUCACAUUCUUCCUGUGGAUGACACAAUUGAAGGGCUCACUGGCAAUCUUUUUGAUGCAUACUUGAAACCUUAUUUCCUGGAGGCAUACCGCCCAGUGAGAAAAGGUGAUCUCUUCCUUGUGAGAGGAGGAAUGAGGAGCGUAGAGUUCAAGGUUAUUGAGACUGAUCCUGCUGAGUACUGUGUUGUUGCCCCUGACACUGAAAUCUUCUGUGAAGGGGAGCCUGUGAGAAGGGAAGAUGAGGAUAGACUGGAUGAGGUUGGUUAUGAUGAUGUUGGUGGUGUGAGAAAACAGAUGGCUCAGAUUCGUGAAUUGGUGGAGCUGCCACUUAGGCAUCCACAGCUAUUUAAAUCAAUUGGAGUGAAGCCUCCAAAAGGAAUUCUGCUGUAUGGGCCUCCUGGAUCUGGUAAGACUCUGAUUGCUCGAGCUGUUGCCAAUGAAACUGGGGCAUUCUUUUUCUGCAUCAAUGGACCAGAAAUCAUGUCUAAAUUGGCUGGAGAGAGUGAAAGUAAUUUGAGGAAAGCUUUUGAGGAAGCAGAGAAGAAUGCUCCAUCCAUCAUAUUUAUUGAUGAGAUUGAUUCAAUUGCUCCAAAACGAGAGAAGACACAUGGAGAAGUUGAGAGGAGGAUUGUCUCCCAGCUAUUGACACUCAUGGAUGGACUAAAGACUCGUGCCCAUGUAAUUGUUAUUGGUGCUACUAAUCGUCCUAACAGUAUUGACCCAGCUUUGAGAAGAUUUGGAAGAUUUGAUAGGGAAAUAGAUAUCGGAGUUCCUGAUGAAAUUGGGCGUCUCGAAGUUCUCCGUAUUCAUACAAAGAAGAUGAAGCUCUCCGAGGAUGUUGAUUUAGAAAGAAUUGCCAAGGAUACCCAUGGUUAUGUUGGUGCUGAUCUAGCUGCUUUGUGUACUGAGGCUGCACUUCAGUGCAUCAGAGAGAAGAUGGAUGUUAUAGACUUGGAAGAUGAUUCAAUAGAUGCAGAGAUACUCAACUCAAUGGCAGUUACAAAUGAGCACUUCCAAACUGCUCUUGGGACAAGCAAUCCAUCAGCCCUCCGUGAAACGGUUGUUGAAGUGCCCAAUGUUAGUUGGGAGGACAUUGGAGGUCUUGAAAAUGUCAAGAGAGAGCUCCAAGAGACUGUUCAAUAUCCAGUGGAACAUCCCGAGAAAUUUGAAAAAUUCGGUAUGUCACCUUCCAAAGGUGUUCUUUUCUAUGGUCCUCCGGGAUGUGGAAAGACUCUUCUGGCUAAAGCUAUAGCCAACGAAUGUCAGGCCAACUUCAUCAGUGUCAAGGGUCCUGAAUUGCUGACAAUGUGGUUUGGAGAGAGUGAGGCCAAUGUACGAGAAAUUUUUGACAAGGCUCGCCAAUCUGCUCCAUGUGUGCUGUUCUUUGAUGAACUUGAUUCCAUUGCUACUCAGAGAGGUAGUAGCGUUGGGGAUGCUGGUGGUGCUGCUGAUAGAGUUUUGAAUCAACUUCUCACAGAAAUGGAUGGCAUGUCUGCAAAGAAAACAGUAUUUAUCAUCGGUGCAACCAACAGGCCAGACAUUAUAGACCCUGCUCUUCUGCGUCCAGGCCGUCUUGAUCAGUUGAUUUACAUCCCUCUACCAGACGAGGAUUCUCGUCACCAGAUAUUCAAGGCCAGCCUGAGGAAAUCUCCAGUCUCCAAAGAUGUUGACCUUAGAGCCCUUGCCAAGUACACUCAAGGAUUCAGUGGUGCAGAUAUCACAGAAAUAUGCCAGCGGGCUUGCAAAUAUGCCAUCAGAGAGAACAUUGAGAAAGAUAUUGAGAGGGAGAGGAGGAGAAGGGAUAAUCCGGAGGCUAUGGAGGAGGAUGUUGAGGAUGAAGUAGCAGAGAUCAAGGCAGCUCAUUUUGAAGAAUCAAUGAAGUAUGCUCGUAGGAGCGUGAGCGAUGCUGAUAUCCGCAAAUACCAGGCAUUCGCACAGACAUUGCAGCAGUCAAGAGGGUUUGGAACAGAAUUCAGGUUUGCAGAGACUGCUUCUGGGGCUGCUGGCUCUGACCCCUUUGCAACUUCUGCUGGUGCUGCCGAUGAAGAUGAUCUCUAUAGUUAGAUCUUUAGAUCUUAGUCUUCUGUUUGUGUUCUACUUACGUUUGUUUUCUGUUGAAAUAAACAUUCUUCUAUUUGUGCCCUAUUUAUGUUUGCAUACUGUUGAAUAUUUCCUUUGAGAUCUUUGCCAGGACAUCACGAAAAGGCUCUAGAAAAUUCUUAUCUUAAAUAUAGUAUUUUUAUUUCUUCAACAA
Ziziphus jujuba (common jujube) is the source of this 2792-nucleotide messenger RNA. Its product is annotated as cell division cycle protein 48 homolog. NCBI's taxonomy places the organism in Eukaryota, Viridiplantae, Streptophyta, Magnoliopsida, Rosales, Rhamnaceae. Gene Ontology annotation, cellular component: VCP-NPL4-UFD1 AAA ATPase complex; nucleus; cytosol. Gene Ontology annotation, biological process: mitotic spindle disassembly; retrograde protein transport, ER to cytosol; autophagosome maturation. Gene Ontology annotation, molecular function: polyubiquitin modification-dependent protein binding; ATP hydrolysis activity; ATP binding. The coding region runs from base 185 to 2602 and encodes 805 amino acids. The transcript is spliced from 9 exons. The record is from RefSeq and is a predicted model, not a curated record.